AUGUUAGGGAGCAUUGACUGCAUGCAUUGGGAAUGGAAAAAUUAUCCUGUUGCAUUGAAAGGACAAUAUGUUCGAGGCGAUCAUGGGAAACCAACUGUUAUGCUUGAAGCAGUGGCUUCACAAGACUUAUGGAUUUGGCAUGCAUUCUUUGGGGUAGCGGGUUCAAACAACGAUAUUAAUGUGUUGAACCAAUCCAAUGUCUUCAACGAUGUUCUGCAAGGACGAGCUCCCGAGGUUCAUUAUACAAUCAAUCGUACUGAAUACAACAAGGGUUAUUAUCUAUCAGAUGGUAUUUAUCCUGAAUGCGCCACGUUUGUAAAAAGUAUCCUGAUGCCACAAGGGGAUAAGAGAAAAUUGUUUGCCCAACAUCAAGAAGGGGCAAGAAAGGAUAUUGAACGAGCAUUUGGAGUUCUUCUAUCCCGAUUUGUGAUCAUACGUAAUCCAACACGAUCUUGGCACUUAGACACAUUCCAGCGCAUAAUGAAUACAUGCAUCAUAUUACACAACAUGAUUGUUGAAGAUGAACGUGCAACAUAUGGUGAAAUUUUUGAUUUUUCUUAUGAUCAUUUGAGUAAUGAUGCGACAAUAUUGUCGAAUGAUUCUAAUAUUGAUUUUCAAGAGUUCAUGUGUAGAAGAUUUGAUAUUCGUGAUAAACAAGUUCAUCGACACCUUCAACAAGACUUGAUAGAACAUAUAUGGCAACGUUAUGGACAUGAGAAUAACAACAAUUGA
Lathyrus sativus (Indian pea) is the source of this 732-nucleotide messenger RNA. The record is from the annotation of a GenBank genome assembly. NCBI's taxonomy places the organism in Eukaryota, Viridiplantae, Streptophyta, Magnoliopsida, Fabales, Fabaceae.